AUGAAUUUGAACUUCGCCUCCAAACUCGUCACGUUCCGAGACGAGAUCGUUCUGGUCUCACACAAGCAGCAUGGCAACGUCCACAAGGCCCUACCGAGGUGGCGAUCGUGACUGGUUCCGUGUAUUGUUUGGCUUUCGCGAGCUAGACUUUGACUACGAAGAGGUGCAAGGGAAGUUUGAGCUUGUGGACAAUGCGACGACCCUGCGAUCGACUGUGAAUGGCAAGUCGUACGGCAUUGGUACGUUCGAGUGCUUGUCGUUGGCUGCGUUGCGGGUCGCUGGCCUCGACACAGCCGUGGGCGGCGACACGAAACUGCGUCAUGAAGCGUCCACCGACGUCUUCCUAGACCAUUGCGACAGCGCCAACCAGCACGCGCUCUUCCAAGCGGCGUCACAGUUGAAUUGCUUGGAGUUUAUGAGUCCUCGAAGUGUGCCGGAACAAGGCGUCACGCGCUACGACAGAGAUCCCACGCAAGGCCCCGCGUGUGCCCUUGCGGCAGGGCCGGGCACGGUAUUUCGCAACUACUUUGCUUCUGUGAAUGGAAAGCCUGGCCAAACUGCUGAGAAUCAACUCAAUAACCUCGACGCUGUCGAAGCCAUUCUGUCCAACCACAAACACAAGUACUUGGACGUUGUCAACGGAUACACUGACUCUACGCCAUCCCGACUCGCCAAGCUAAACACAACGGUGCUGCACGACCACGCAACCAGGGACGUGCUGGCCAACGCAGUCAAGAUUGGCCUGCACUGGAACGUGCAAGUUCCGUUUUCCUCUCGGUAUGCCACGACCAACAACCAGCACUUCGUGUCGCAAGCGUAUUGCUCGGCCAUUUCGGUCGGGUAUUCCGCAGCCAGCCAGAGCGACUGGGCGCCGUUUGCAAAGCUCGUACUACAGGCGUCGUACGAAGCUACGCUGUGGGCUGGUGUCGUCAACUACCAUCGCACGGGAUGCAACAAGGUGUUUUUGACGGCGCUGGGUGGCGGGGUGUUUGGCAAUCGAGUGGACUGGAUCGUGGACGCCAUCGCCGCGGCUGUGGCGGCGGUGGCACGCCACGGACUCGACAUUGUCAUCGUGCACUUUCGCCGGGUGGACGUGUCGUUCAAGCGCGAUUUGGCACUUGCCUUAGCCGAACACCGACGAGGUCAAUGCUAACCCAUAGUUUAAAACGACAAUAUAACUACAUAGAUGAAAGCUGC
Aphanomyces astaci is the source of this 1197-nucleotide messenger RNA. RefSeq lists its product as hypothetical. The transcript has 3 exons. Bases 71 to 1153 code for a protein of 360 amino acids. Lineage: Eukaryota; Oomycota; Saprolegniomycetes; Saprolegniales; Verrucalvaceae. The record is from RefSeq and is a predicted model, not a curated record.